Aspergillus thermomutatus is the source of this 1290-nucleotide messenger RNA. RefSeq names its product initiator tRNA phosphoribosyl transferase family protein. The record is from RefSeq and is a predicted model, not a curated record. Gene Ontology annotation, biological process: charged-tRNA amino acid modification. Gene Ontology annotation, molecular function: tRNA adenosine(64)-2'-O-ribosylphosphate transferase activity. Bases 1 to 1290 code for a protein of 429 amino acids. The transcript has 4 exons. NCBI's taxonomy places the organism in Eukaryota, Fungi, Ascomycota, Eurotiomycetes, Eurotiales, Aspergillaceae. Gene Ontology annotation, cellular component: cytoplasm.
AUGUCAGGGAACACGGGCGGUCAUUCCGACGCAUUUCCUGUCUCUGUCUCGUCCCUUCAUUUCCCCUCCGCAGCACAAUCCGUUUCUCAGACUUUGUCGUCGCUGCGACGGUCAGCACUGUCCAUCUCCAACCGACUUCGUUCAAUUGAGUCCGAUGCCGCCUUCGUUGCGGAGGUUGCCGAGCACUACGGCUUGCCUCUAGUCGCCAACGAAAGAUGCGGGAGUUGGUAUAUUUCGCCGGACAUCAAAGCUGGUAGUGCCUACUUUAAGAGCACGGACGGCCAUACUGGCGCAGUGAUGCCCGACGCCUUGUCGAAGACUGUUCCAAUAUGGUGCGCCGUCAUGAAUCGAGCACUUUUCCCUUCCGAUGCUGCAUAUCACGCAGUACAGCUUCCGCCGAAUUAUCUAGGCGCCUCGGAGGAAUCGCAGAUUGAACACCGGAUUGAUGGUUUCGUAAAAUCGCUCAAGGAUCUCAAACUUGAUCUGGAUGAUCUCAGGCAACAACUUAGAAAGCCCAUUCGGGUGGCGUGGGCCAAUCGGUCUUAUUUUCAUCCUACCGAUCUGCAGAAAGAACCCGACUAUAACCUUUUCGUUCUCUGUUCUGCGUCUAAACGAGUUCAUGGAGCGGAAAUUUCAGAGGGUGGCUACAUUCAAGGCGCAGGGGAUGACAGCGAGGGCUGGGCCCAGGGGUUGACUCCGCCAGUCUUCUGGGCCAACAAAGCGACUCUCCUGAAGACGCCCGAGGAGGCUUUGCCCGAACUGAUCGAAGAACUGGUGAAAGAGCAUCGAGGUCAGGACACCGGUGAACAAGCCACACUGGUUGUGCCUACUCGAAAUCUAUAUAUCAGUCAAACGAACGUCCGUCUCAACGACAGUGGUCUCUAUGACCUCGUUAUUGAUUGCAAUGCUAGACCGGAGGCAUCAGAAGGAGACCCAAAGCGGCUCAACCUUGGAUGUAGGUCGUCAAAACUGGGAAGCCGCGACUUGAGACAAGAGCUCGAUAAAGUUCGCGCUUUUGUCAGUUCCCAACUCGCCUCCGAUCCCUCCCAGUCACUACUUGUUACGUGUGAAACUGGUAAAGAUCUGUCCGCCGGCGCUCUCCUAGCUAUCGUAUGUCUGUUCUACAAUGAUGAUGGAGCUUUCACAACAUCGCCGGCGAAGCGAUCAAUAGACAAGCAAUUCAUACGGCAACGUCUUGCAUGGAUCGUGUCAUCAAAACAUGAUGUGAACCCGUCGCGCCCUACGCUUCAAUCAGUCAAUGCAUUUCUGAUGGAACGACCGGAUUAUUAA